Pseudocercospora fijiensis CIRAD86 is the source of this 2237-nucleotide messenger RNA. RefSeq lists its product as uncharacterized. Lineage: Eukaryota; Fungi; Ascomycota; Dothideomycetes; Mycosphaerellales; Mycosphaerellaceae. The record is from RefSeq and is a predicted model, not a curated record. Gene Ontology annotation, cellular component: mitochondrial inner membrane. Gene Ontology annotation, biological process: protein import into mitochondrial matrix. The transcript has a single exon. The coding region runs from base 76 to 1824 and encodes 582 amino acids. Gene Ontology annotation, molecular function: protein-folding chaperone binding.
CCAUUUCUGCCUUCGCGUCGCCUCCCAUCGUCCUUUCCCUGCUUCUCAUUGUAGUUAUACAUAGCGGCAUAGAGCAUGAGCACAACCGCCAUCCGCUCCCUCUCGUCGCGAGCAGGAGGCGCUCUUUCACGAAAUCUUCCCGCAACGCCUUCUCCAUCACAAUAUGGCCGCACGGCUGCAUACCGACGGAUAGGAAGCCAGCUCAGAAAAUAUAGCGAAGCAUCAGCACGCCGGCGACGAGAUGGCACUUCCGCCAUAUUACUACCCUUGGCGCUGCGAUCACAUUUUUUGCCAUCCACUAUAUCGUCAUCGCCUGCUACUUCUGUACGACAUGUGAGCUUCCGAGAGAUGCGUGAGCAGCGCGCAAAGGAGAAAGCCGCGGGUGGACAGCAGGCAGAAGCAGAAGAACAGCCCGCUGCAGCCAAAGCGCAAUCCCAGGCCGAACCGGAGCCAGAGGCAAAGAAGCCAGACGCCGAGCGAUCAGCUGCUGACGAGGCCUUUGCCCAGUUCAAGGCCCAGGCUGAUAAGGAGUGGGCUCAGCGGCAGAAGGAAGCCGCCGAAGGAGAAGAGGCAAAGGGGAAGACUGAAGGCGAGGAGGGCGCUGGCGCCGAGGGAGAGCAGAAGGGUGAGAAGAAGGAAAAGGCUCCUCCGCCACCACACGGCACCAAGACACCAUGGCAAGUCUUCACCGAGACUCUUCAGACGGAGUUUAAAGCCAGCAAGGAAUGGAAUGAGAGUACCAAGCAACUCGGUGGUACCAUUCACGAUUUUACCCAGAAUCCAAAUGUGCAAAAGGCACGAAGCGCAUAUACAAAGGCUGCUGAGGCCGCGAGUACGACUACCGGCAAAGUGAUUAUGGGAACGGCCGGUGCAAUUGGUAAGAGUGCCGCCUGGACCUGGGACACUCCAGUCGCAAAGGUGAUUCGAAAAGGUGCCUCUGCUGUAGGAAGUGGAGUAGAAAAGGCAACACGGCCAGUGAGAGAGACCAAGGCAUACAAGGACGUGAAAGACACCAUCGACGAUGGAGCUUCUUCAAGAUAUGGUGGUUGGACCGAGAAGGAGGAGCGGAAGCGGAAACGUGAAGAGAUGGAUGCAAAGCGAGGAUUCAACCCAAACAAAGUGUCUGAAGUGUUCGAGGAAGACCCCAAUGCGGGCACCAACGUUACAGUGCACAAGGAUGCUGCAUGGAAAGAGGCUUGGAAGGAUUUCAAGGACAACAGCAAGGUCAUGCAACGCGUCUUCGGUAUGGGAGCUGUAUAUCGCGAGUCGGAAAAUCCAUUGAUCAGCACCGCGAGAAGCGUAUCGGAUCGCAUUGCAGGCUUCUUUGCGGAAAACGAGACUGCCAUGGUCAUCAAGAAAUUCCGAGAAAUGGACCCCAACUUCCAACUGGAACCUUUCUUGAAUGAGAUGCGAACAUAUAUUCUACCGGAAGUCCUCGAGGCGUAUGUUAAGGGUGAUGUCGAGACCCUCAAACUUUGGCUAUCGGCAGCUCAAUUCCAGGUCUACCACGCGCUCAUGCAGCAGUACACCACGGCUGGCCUUAAGUCUGACGGCAAAAUUCUUGACAUCAGAGGUGUUGAUAUCCUUUCCGCGCGAAUGCUGGAUCCUGGUGAGAUUCCGGUAUUCGUCCUCAUGUGCCGAACACAAGAGAUUCACGUAUACAGGAACGCCAAAAGUGGAGAGCUGGCUGCCGGUAUGGAGGACAAGGUCCAACAAGUCACAUAUGCCAUUGGUGUGACGAGAAUACCGGAAGAGGUGAACAACCCAGAGACCAGAGGAUGGAGGUUUAUCGAGAUGCAGAAGAGCGCCAGAGAUUAUGUCUGAGCUCUGAUUCGGCUGAGUCAGUGUCUUCUUCUUUCCAACCAGCGAUACAGUUUCGGUUACUACUACGAUGGAGAUUUCGUUAAAUUCCUGGACUACGCUUCAUGCGUGGGAUGCCUCUCCUCAACCAGCGAGCUCUAUAUCGCUUCACUGCCAGCUUCUGUGCAUAAUAGACGGAGUUCUGGAGAACAAAAUCGGCUUCUUUUUGCGGCGGAUGUGUGAUCAAACAUGUACAGCAUUAGCAUUUAGAAAGCGAUCAUGGCGUCAAGCAUCGCGAUUUCGGACAACGAUCACUACAGAUGCGGGCCAGCCUCAAGUGAUGGGCAGUGCUGGCUCGUGUUGAUAUCAACUUCGACUCCACUCUUGUAGUUACUACACCAGUUAUAUAAAUUCGAGAACUCGGAAUCAUGACCUGU